Molecule: messenger RNA, 2235 nt
Organism: Hemisphaericaspora subhashii
Lineage: Eukaryota; Fungi; Ascomycota; Pichiomycetes; Serinales; Debaryomycetaceae
Gene: BRO1
Product: Bro1p
Exons: 1
Coding region: 1-2235 (744 amino acids)
Biological process (GO): protein transport to vacuole involved in ubiquitin-dependent protein catabolic process via the multivesicular body sorting pathway
Cellular component (GO): endosome
Molecular function (GO): protein binding
Source: RefSeq, a predicted model, not a curated record
AUGAUUGGUCAAGAUAAAAAGGAGCUGUUUGCUUAUUAUGAUGGGGAUGAUGAUAAUGAUAGUGGGUAUGAAGAAAUGGAAAGUUUAUCCAAGCCAGAAGCGAAUUAUGUUGCUGCCAAUUUAGAUUUGAGUUGGGUAGGCACUAUUUAUUUCAAGUAUAUCUAUUUUAAAUCACUUGCGUAUUAUUUUAAUGGAUUACAAUUGGAAGCCAAUAAGAAAUAUGGAAGUUCAAUUGCAUAUUUAACAAAGUCCAAAGAUAUAAUAAAACAAGUUCAUUCCAUUACUUUGCGGGCAAUUUCCAAAGGCCAUGGUGAUGUGUAUGAAUUACUUGAUAAUUAUAAAUAUCAAAAGGAUGCAUUAGAAAUCAAGUUAAAUGAUUUGAAUAAAGAUAAUGAUUUAAUCUAUCAUGACAUUGUCCCAUCAUUGGUCACAUUGCCAGAAAUUAAACCAAUGGAUAGUACCAAAAUUAUUCGAAUCAAUGAAAAUGCCAUGCUUAAAGAAAUAAAUGAACAAAAUUACAAUAAUUUCUUAAAUAAUGUUGUUCCAUUUAAUAUUCAUGAGUUAUCAAGUUUAUACUCCGAAGAAAAAUCUCAAUUCUUAAGAAACGAAUUAGAUUUGGUAGAAGUUUCUAACGAGGAAACAUCUUCAAUUCUUGAAUACUUGAAAUUACCGAAAUCAUUGGUUGAAAUCAAAGAAUUGAUCAAUAAGGAUACUCAACCAUUUGAAAUUCCCAAUGAAAUUCUUACCAAAGUUCGUGAAGUAAGUUCAAAUUUCGAUCAGGAUGAAACUAAUAAGCACCAAAUUGAUGGAAUUCGUAAACAAAUUUUUGAGAAGAUUUCAGAAAUUGAGAGACUUGGCCAAAGUCUGUUUUCAGGCAGGGAAGAGACCAUUCAGUUGAAGAAAGCUUUAUAUGAAGCAACGAAUUCAGACAAUAAACUAUUCUCGUUGAUCGAUAGACCCUUGUAUGAAAUCUUGAGCAAGGGACCCCAAUCCAAAUCUUUCAAACAAUUAUUUGCAAUUGAAACCGAGCACCAACCAGAAGUAAGUCUUCUUGAUAUUGAUGAAACAACAGAUAAUCAAGCUAUCAUGACCAAAAUAAAGAGAAUUGAAGACUUGUUACAUGAUAUACAUAGUGUUAAAUCCAAUAAAAUGAAAUUAGUAGAAGAUUUAAAGAAAGAAAUUCAUAGUGAUGAUAUAUCAAAUAUUUUAAUUCUUAAUAGUAAAUUAAAAAGUGAGAAUGAAAUCAAAUCCGUAAUCUUUCCAGAAGAAUUAAAGAAGUUUGCACCAUUUAAUGAGCAAUUAGAUUGGUUGAUUAAACAGGAAAAGAAGUUUGUCUCCGAAUUACGGUCAGCAUGGGAAUCCUUGAAUCUGAAUAAAGAAAUUAAAAAGAUUAUCAGCAAGCAAACUAGAAUGGAUUCUAAGAUUAUAGAUGAAAAUGGAAGGAUUCAACAAUUUUAUGAUAAUUGGAGUAAAUAUCACGUUGGUUUAUCUAAGGGGAAACAAUUUUAUCAAGGAUUAUUGGAUCAAUGUAUUAGGGUCAAGAAUGAGAUUGAACAGGGUUUAAAGUUUGAUGAACAAUUCAAGAAUAUGAAAGUGAGCGAAGCUCCUCCUACAUUUUCAAAUCAAUAUCAACAGCAAUACCAAGCUGCGCCUGCUCCAACUGCACAAUAUCAACAACCAAUCGUGAACAGAUCUUCGACCGGAGAAUUUCCGAGUCAACAACAGCCACUGAAUUUUUAUAGGCCAGAAAAUCAACCAAAGCCUCCUAGUUUUAGUGGACUCGACAACCAGAAUUUUCCUCCUUCCAUAAACAGACAACCGUCGCUCCCACGACAAUAUGAAAAUGACUCUGGGAGUUUCACGAGAGGUGGGCUUAAUGAGUAUAUGCAACAACAGCCACCCCAGCUACCACCACAGCCUAUAAUAAAUAGAGCAUCUACUGGUGGGAGCUUUAAUUAUGGACAAGGAUAUCAAAGCCCACAAUCUACAGGAUAUGUCAGACCACCACAAUUGCCUCCCAAACAAAGGAUGCAAGGAGAUUUGCAGCCAUCAAUUCCUAUGAUGCCCCAGCAGCAAAUAAUGCCUCCGCAACAGCAGCAGCCGCAACAACAACCUCCGUUGUUUAAUCAAAAAACUCCAAAUAGUAACAGGAGUGAAAGUAAUUUGAUAUAUGAUCAACCAUCUACAUACAAUCCAAAUAUGUAUAAUUUCUUUUCAUCCUCGAAUGCCAAGUAG